This is a messenger RNA of Suillus subaureus, 1995 nucleotides long. RefSeq lists its product as uncharacterized. Bases 199 to 1662 code for a protein of 487 amino acids. Lineage: Eukaryota; Fungi; Basidiomycota; Agaricomycetes; Boletales; Suillaceae. The record is from RefSeq and is a predicted model, not a curated record. The transcript is spliced from 6 exons.
UUUUGGUGAACUGAGCGUUUGUUCUAGCUUCUCAGAGACCUACAAUUCUAGAGCUUGAGAAGGGAGGACUGUCUUCCCUAUAAAGACCUGGCUGGGGAGACUAUCAGAGGCUGAGCUUUUGAGCACAAGUCCAUAAUCGAGGAAUCGCAUUGGUGCAGGCUGCAGCAGUUGCAGUAAUACACCUCUGGUGGUGCACCGAUGACGGGUAGCUCUUAUGUCGAGCGGCUCCCUGAUGACAUACUUUUCAUGAUUUUCAAGUUGAUCGUGGUCGACGAGAAGGAAGCAUUGUAUGAAUAUCUCCAAGACAAUUUUUGCGGCAUAUAUUGGGACGAUUGGGGAGAUGCAUUCGAGCGCGACAGUGCUCUGCUGCAAUCAGUGCUUUUGCCAGCGGCGAGUGUGUGCGAGCGAUGGCAGUCUUUCUUGACGCGGACUCCGUCAAUGUGGACCGAGCUGCAGAUAUCCUUCAAGGAAGGUCCUGCGGCUCUCGAGCACGCACGUAAAUUCGUCCAAUAUAGUGGGACGUGUCUUCUUCAAAUCACACUUCUUUGGGACGAUCCCAGCUGGAUUGUGCCGAUUAUGUGGGAUGACACUGAUAUUGAUGACAGUGCAUUAAAACGCACAUCACGCGCAGAGAUCAUGGCCGCGCUUUCGUUUCUGUCACGUCCUUCGGUCUAUCCAGCCUGCAACCUAGAAAAACUACAUCUUCAAUUUAUACACAACCCACGUCACGCAGAUCACUUUAUGAAUGAACCGUCGCUUUUCCCCGGUUCAGUGCCUCCCCUCCGCGAUCUUGUCCUUUUUGGUAUAAGCUGGACCUGGCUAUCCCCCCAUAUGCUUUCAUCUCAUCUUUCGGAUUUGCGAAUCCACUAUGAUGAUUGUUGCACCGACGAUCUCGGGGAUACCGGAACAACUUUUGAACAAGCAAAAGUUUUCUUCCAGCUCCUUGGCUCGCUCGUCAACCUCAGGACACUGACACUCGAGCUAGAGCUCACAUGUUAUGGAGACGCCAUAUCCAUCGAGCUGCCCCAUCUACAUAGCUUGGUUAUCAAGUCACGCUCAAUGGAACCCUGGGCUACCGACUUUCUCCGUAGCGUCAAAAUGCCCAGUCUCCGCAUAUUGACGUUGUGUGUAGCAUCAUUAGGGGAAGAAAACAGUGUCCACGGGAUAUUCGGCGAAUUAGCCACGCUUACCGAUCCUGACGCAGAUGAUCCUGACGCGGAUAAUCCUUCUGGCUAUCUUCUAGAACUAGAUGAACUUCAUCUCCUUAAUUUCAGAUACCGUGAAAACCCCCUCCUCCUCCAUCGCCUGUUCGUCCAAAUGUCAACUGUUGAGACAUUGACGCUGGGACCACGGGCGGAUGGUGACAAUGUUGCGCUGGCAUUGGCACUGCUCCCAACGCCACGUGGACUGCCAGAUCUCCCUUUUAUCGGACUUCGGACACUGGUCGUCUUUAAUGUUCCAAAGCAUGUCAUGCGGCUGAUCGUACUAGAACGAACGCCACUAGCUGGUCCAUUGGAGGAGCUUUACUAUAAUUACGAUCGAGAGGAUAAGAGUGUCCAGGAUGAUUGGCAACAUGAAGUCGAGAAGUACCGUCGUAUUGGUUUUGUGGACUGCGAACGGGUCCAAGAUAUAGUUAACAAGCGGUGGUCAUAUAUGACCUAGUCCCUCAUUCACUUAUCACGUAUACGUUGCUCACAAACUCAGGUAGAACAUUUGCAGUUUCACUCGUCCUAGCUAGCAAGAAGCAGGGACGGACCAAACGCUCAUGAAGUUGAAGAUUUGAACUGGUGUUGCGGGUAAACUUGAGUUACAGUGGUGCACCCCUGGUCAAGCCCAGGGAUACACAGAGAGCGAAGGAAACUAGGUAAAUUCGUGCAAUACCGAGACACUUUUCAAGAAUGAUCAAUAUGGAGCAAUUGAAGCUGCAUGUAUAGAUAGUCCCGUAUGACUUUUGCUACUUCUAGAGUGUGCACACUUGGGGGAGGUUACUCGGUC